Molecule: messenger RNA, 1824 nt
Organism: Drosophila willistoni
Lineage: Eukaryota; Metazoa; Arthropoda; Insecta; Diptera; Drosophilidae
Product: ras-like protein family member 10B
Exons: 8
Molecular function (GO): GTPase activity; GTP binding
Source: RefSeq, a predicted model, not a curated record
GAUGACUUUUUUUUUGUUGAUGAGUGUCACAUAGUGAUACAUAGUGUUUCAUGCACACCAUCCAUGACGUAGAGAUAUGAAUGCGAGCGCUGACUAUGCGGCCUGCCUCGAUUGCCUUGUCAAGUUGAAAGUUAAACAUUUAAUGGGGUUUACUGUACUACAGUAAAAAAGUCCGUCAAGCUGGCGUCGUUAAAGCAAAUAAAUCGUAAAAACAAUAAUUACAAUAAUAAUAACACAAAUAAUCUAAGCAACUAUUCUAACAAUAUAAUGUGGAGUAGUACAAUAUCGCCAACAAACUCGAAAAAACUAUUAAUCAAUAGUUCCCGAAGCGUUGAUUAUGUCGGUAAUAGUACAACAACAGCGGCAGCGAGUACAAAAACAUCAACAAAAGCAUCCGGAGUUGGAACAGGAGCGAAAGGAGCAGGAAUCAAAGCAAGUGGAACAACAACCAAGAUUUCAAUUGAAAUGGAACUUCAUAUACAAAAUAAGUGCAUUUCGGCAUAGCGCAUCACUCUGGAGGAGCCGCCAUGGCUGCAGGGCCCCCUUAAAGCCGCAUUUUUGGGGGCUACUGGCGUUGGCAAAACAAGCAUAUUACAGCAAUUUUUCUACCAUGACUUUCCGAAUACUUAUCAAACAACAACUCGGCGAAAGAUUUACAAGAACUGUUUGGUUUGCGAUACCUGCAUACGUGAGCUAAUGGUACUAGACGUUCCGCCCCAGAAGCGAUUUCCGGCUGAUAACUUUGCUGAAUGGAAUAAUGGACAUCCGCUGGGGCUGCGAACGGUGCACGCUUAUGUCCUAGUCUAUGACAUGGGCAAUUUGGAAACGUUUCAGUAUUGCCGCUCUAUGAGAGAUCAAAUUUUGGACAGUUUCAGUCAUCGUGAUUUUAGCAUAAUUGUGGUUGGCAAUAAAUAUGAUAAUGUGUCUGAGGCGCAGGCCAACUCGCAGGAGCUCAAGGAUAUUUCCACACUGGUCCGCAAACACUGGCGCUGUGGCUAUGUCGAAUGUUCGGCGCAAUAUAACUAUAAAAUCGGAGACGUUUUUCGUGAGCUAAUGGGAUGCACUAACAGCGGCAUUAGUGUCACAACUGUUGGCCCCAGAGCCGGUGGCGUUGUUGGAAGUGGUUUGGUUGGCACUGAGUACUCACAAUCAACUAGGAAUAAGGGACGCUGUACAAUACUUUAGCAACUGUUGCAUAAGUUUUUUAAGCAAAUGUUUUGAUCUAGUGCGUAAAACAACCCGAAAGAAUCUUUGGGUCUUCCACCGUUUUGUGUUUUUAGUUAUUUUAUUUUUCCAAGUGAAACUUGGGCUGAUGCAUGAUUUAGCAAAUAUCCUUUCUAGUCGGUCAAAUGGGAAUAUCCCCUUCUCCCUAUUGUCUUCUUUUUAGCCAUUAACAGAAUACUUUAGUUUUUGUUGCUUUUAUGAACGCUUUUUGAUUUUGUUCAUCAAUUUCUAUAUCUCUUUAUUUCCUAAAAUACUACAAAGCGUAUCAUUUAAAUGGCAUCGUUUACACUUUUGCACAACUCUAAUAUUAUGCAAUGACAUGAAUAUGCAAUAAAGAACAAUUUUAGGUUUUCUUUCGAUUGCGACUGCUUAAAACGAAGCGAACCUAAAAGGUUACUUUUUUUGAGUAAAUAAAUGCUCCAGCGACUUAUUUGAUGAUAGUUAAAUCACGAGUUUCGUUUUUCAACAAAUUUUCUUGUUUUGGGGCAUAAUCCGGCAUGUUACUUAUACAAUUUAUAAAUGUUUAAUUUUUUUUGUAAUGGAACGUACAUUGGUAAUUAAUCCCACCAUAAUUUACAAUACUUAGAACUUGUUAUUAAC